UCCAUGUCAACUAAUUAUUUAAUGGCAACAGAGCGAGUGCUUCACAUGAAGGAUGGCUUGAGAGAAACAAGCUAUGCAAAAAACUCCUUACUUCAGAGAAAAGUGGCAAUGAAAGUGAAAAUCAUACUUGAAGAGAAUGUGAAGCGGAUGAUGUCCAACAUAAAUAUUGAAAGCUGCUGUAAGAUAGCAGAUUUAGGUUGUUCUUCAGGACCCAAUGCACUGAUAACUAUGUCAAAUAUCUUGAACAUCAUGUAUAAUGCUAGCCUGAGCUUAAACAAGCGUGUGCCACGUGUAUUCCAAAUUUACCUCAAUGAUCUAUUCGGAAAUGAUUUCAAUUCCAUCAUCAAAUUAAUUCCAGACUUCUACCAAAGUAUACAUCAAGAAAAAAGAGGCAAUUUUGGAACAUGCUUUAUUCAUGCAACACCGGGGAGCUUUUAUGGGAGGCUUUUUCCUGAUAAUUACAUCCACUUCUUUCAUUCUUCUUACAGUCUCCAUUGGCUAUCUCAGGCACCAAAAACUUCGAGCAACAUAGCUAUACCACUCAACAAGGGAAAUGUUUAUAUAACAAGUACAAGCUCUUCUUCAGUCUAUGAAGCAUACUUCAAGCAAUUUGAAAAGGAUUUCAAACUUUUUCUAAAGUCACGCUCGGAGGAACUAAGAUCGGGUGGUAUUAUGGUACUUACUUUCAUUGGCAGAGAUAAAACUCGAAAAAUUAAUAAUCCUGCAGAGGUAAUUGGUAUGGUACUCAACGGUAUGGUCCAAGAGGGUCUGGUUGAAGAGGAAAAAUUGGACUUCUUUGAUUUACCUAUAUAUGGUCCUUCAGCAGAAGAAGUUGGACAAGUGAUUGAAAGAGAAGGAUCUUUUACCCUUCAAACAUUAAAAACUAUCAAAAUAGGUUGGGACGCAAACCUUGAAGAGGAAGUUGAUGAUGGUAUUCUUGACAGCAAAAUAAGAGGGGAGUUUAUAGCUAAGUCUAUCAGAGCUGUUUUGGAACCUAUCUUGUCAGCUGAGUUUAGCGAAGAUAUCAUGGAUGAGUUGUUCUCAAGAUACGCAAAUCUGGUUGCCCAACUCAUUGAGGUGGAGACGUUGGAGUAUACUAAUGUAGUAGUCACCUUGACCAAACAUUCUUGAAGAUAU
Messenger RNA from Glycine soja, 1137 nucleotides. RefSeq names its product 7-methylxanthosine synthase 1-like. The record is from RefSeq and is a predicted model, not a curated record. Gene Ontology annotation, biological process: methylation. Bases 4 to 1131 code for a protein of 375 amino acids. Lineage: Eukaryota; Viridiplantae; Streptophyta; Magnoliopsida; Fabales; Fabaceae. The transcript is spliced from 4 exons. Gene Ontology annotation, molecular function: S-adenosylmethionine-dependent methyltransferase activity.